Molecule: messenger RNA, 714 nt
Organism: Durusdinium trenchii
Lineage: Eukaryota; Dinophyceae; Suessiales; Symbiodiniaceae
Source: the annotation of a GenBank genome assembly
AUGAAGAUCCUUUGGCUUUCUUGGCUCAUACUGCUUCAGACCCACAAGCCAAGCAAAUCUCGAUGGAUAUUCUUUGCUCCUGGCUGGUGCUUGAAGACUAUCUUCCACACCAAGCGCAUCCCAGAUCCCACGAGCUCCUGGAGAGAAGGUGAUGCGGUCCUCGUGUCGGAGCGGCAGACGGCCAAGUGGCACGGCUGGGCCCGAGGACGACGGCUGCAGACGACCGAGGAAUCGCGGAAGAAGGAAGGCCUCUUUCCGAUGGCAGUUCUGAGACCUCGUCUUUGGAUUGCAAAGAUUGAGACGAAAAAGGACCUGGCCCAGCAACUGGGCGGCUUUUCGGAGAACUUCACCGUGCUGGAGGUCGGCUCCUACUUUGGCUACACCACUCGGCUGCUGAGCCACCUCUUCAAGCGGGUCAUCGCUCUGGACGCAGUGCAUGAGCUGCUGCAGGCCAAUCGUGAGUACAACAUGGACAGGGACAACAUCCUUUACUUGAGGUUUCACACCGGAAACCACGACUGGAGCAUCUUUUCGAUGAACACCAUCCAUGUGGUCUUCCUUGAUGCCUCCCACGACUUCGAGAGUGUGAUGCAGGACAUCGACAACUGCCUAAGGAUUCCCACUGUCAGCCUGAUCAUUUUCGAUGACUACGGCGCAGAAGAGGGAGUCCGUUUGGCGGUUCAACGCUUCAUCAGCGCUAAGCGCCUGCAGCCA